Antechinus flavipes (yellow-footed antechinus) is the source of this 2054-nucleotide messenger RNA. It is a transcript of the gene TMEM253, whose product is annotated as transmembrane protein 253. Lineage: Eukaryota; Metazoa; Chordata; Mammalia; Dasyuromorphia; Dasyuridae. The coding region runs from base 756 to 1358 and encodes 200 amino acids. The transcript has 7 exons. The record is from RefSeq and is a predicted model, not a curated record.
UCUAUGUGUUUUAGGAAAAUGAAUUAACCCUUCUGACCCUCAGAUUUUUUAUCUGCAAAAUUAGAGGGGUGGGAAGGGAGUUGAAUUAGAUGAUUUUUAAGGUUUAUUCUAGCCCUAACAUUUUAUUAUAAUAAGAUUUUUUUAUCUGGGAAGAACUAGAAAAAGCAAGAACAGUAAGUACACAAAUCCAAAAUCUAGGUUUGAGCAGACUAGCCUGGCUCCAAUAUGGGGUACUUACUCAAGUCAUGUUCCUGAAAGAAUCUAGAAGUGGAGAAAACAGCUUCCUUUCCUACUUAUUUCGAUUAGGUAGAUAGAAGGACAGAAAAUAGUGAGAAAGAGGGAGAAAAUAAGCAUAAUAUUUGUGAGGUGAAAUUCUAGUCUAGUUCAUGGAGAAGAUAGGUGCUAAUAGGUGACGACAGAUCUAGAGAUCUGGAAAAAUGGGGACUGAGGAAAUAGAGAUGAAGAGAGACUGACUAGGGAGAUGAAUAUAUAGAAAAUAAAAAUGGAGGCAUAUGAGACCUCUAGUGCCAGGGAAAUCUGUUGGAAGGCUUGUGACUUCCGAACCUUAGUUAUCUCCCUUCCCUCCAGCAAGUCAUAAGAACUUUUACCCUGGCCCCACCCUGCCCUUGACAAUCCUUUCAUGAAGGGACAGGAGUGUUCUUCAAACUUUUCAUUCCCUGGAAUCUACAUUAUUAGAACAGCCAACUGUUUCCUGCCUAUCUGAAGAAAUCACCCGAUUCGGUUCCAGCAAAGUCAUGGAGGAGAGAGAGAUCCUGCCUGCAGAAGAGAGGCAAGUUCGGGAAGAAAAAUUGAGGCAUUGGGCCCAACACAGAGAGAGUGGACGUCUCCUGGUGUUAUCGGUGAGCCAACUCUGGAUGGCAGUGGCUUCUGUAUCCUUUGCUGUUUCCAUUUCUUGCCUGGAAUCAGACUGCCACAUGAAUGUAGCACUACCCCUGUGGCCAGGAGUUUCGGGUCUCCUUACUGGGAUCUUGACACUAGAACUUCGAAGAACACCCCGCCUCUGGAAGGUGAGAGCUAUGAUGAUACUGAAUUUAUUUGGAAUGAUCCUGGGACUUGUGGUGGUGGCAGUCCAGGGAAUGAAGCUGGCCUUGGGUCCAGUACUAUCAACUUCCUACCAGUGGGUUGGCUUGCUGAUCCUGGAAUUGAGUGCAGAGGCCUUCAUCCUAGGCGGAGCUCUAGCCUCUGCCUUUUCCCUUCUCCUGCUGAGCCAAAGAAAGCCAGGAUGCUGUGGUGUUCGGAGACUGCGCUACCAGGAGCUACAAGAGGGCCUAUCAGAAAUGGAAGAAGUUAAAGGUACUGAAACUAUUCCCUCUACAGCUUGCGCAGCAAAUGAAUGAAUCAGGAAAGUGGAACAGAGGAGUAUUUCUAGAAUGCUUUUUAAGGAUGAACCAAAUGGUCCUUGAGCACCCUGUACAGACACUGAUGCCAGGGGAAGGGAAGAGGAAUGGUUUCUCUGCUUCCCCACACCCCGGAUCUUAGCUCCCUGAAAUCUCCUUCUGCAACCGAUUUUGCCUGGGAGGUUGGAAUCCAACCAGACUUACAGGAAUGUCACCUAGGGAGGUGACCACGUCUUCAACUUGGCUCAAGCGUUGGCACGGGCUUUUCCCUUUCCCCUACCCAGGCAGAUAUGUUCUUGAAACUGAGUUUUCCUUCCUCAGAGGGAUGAUGCUAACUGCCUCAAUUCAUCAUCCUGCGAAAGGUCCCUUAUUGAAUCCUGAAUUCCCCUCACACCUGUUGCUGUUCCAGUUUAUGUAUUUAUCCCUCCACCAACCAUAGUCUGAUGCAUCCGGCUCUCAAUCUAUCCCUUUUCCUCCAUCCAUUCCCUUCUAUCCUCAUCCAUUCUUCCAGCCAAUUCCUCCCGCCGGGCUCCAUUAUCCCAUUCAUCACAUUCCAGCCUUCUACAAUUCAACACCUUCCCCCAUCAGCCGCAACUUCCCCAGUCCUUUGGUAAGAAAGAAUGCAAAGAACUACAAAUCCCAGCAGAUGCCCUUACCGCUUUGCAUGCUGGGAAAUAAAGGUCCUUCUCUGUGCAA